GUCUGCAUAAAACCCGACCACUCAUUGUUCAGCCGCUAGCAUCAGCCCUCUCUCUCGCUCCGGGGACUCGGUCGGUCGGACGACGCUUUCAUGCAGCCAUCCAACUCCUCCAUCUCCAUCAGUCUGUCUGCUUGAGGUAACCCCUCGCCCCCUCCCUUCCCUGUUCCAUCUCCUAAGCGCCUCUUCCCGCCCCCUACCCCUCCCCCCCCACUAACGCUCCCACAGAACCCUAGCCCAGCGGCCCUCUUCCUAAAUCCCUGUUAGGAAAGCAAGUUUCUCGCCUCCUUCUGCAUCUGUAACCUACCUGUCCAGGAGGGGGCUGACCAAACACUUGCUUGAAAUCCCAACGAUGUCGUCCAUCUUACCGUUCACCCCUCCGGUGGUGAAGCGCCUGCUGGGUUGGAAGAAAUCUGCCAGUGGCUCGGUUGGAGCGGGUGGGGGCGGAGAGCAGAACGGCCAGGAGGAGAAAUGGUGCGAGAAGGCUGUGAAGAGCUUGGUGAAGAAGUUGAAGAAGACAGGCCAGCUGGACGAGCUGGAGAAAGCAAUCACCACACAGAGCAACAACACCAAGUGUGUGACCAUUCCCAGCAAUUGCUCUGAAAUUUGGGGACUGAGUACACCAAAUACGAUAGAACAGUGGGAUACCUCAGGCGUAUACAGCUACCCUGACCAAACCAGAUCCCUGGACGGCCGUCUGCAGGUGUCUCACCGUAAGGGGCUGCCUCAUGUCAUCUACUGUCGGCUGUGGCGAUGGCCGGACCUACACAGCCACCACGAGCUACGCGCCAUCGACACCUGCGAGUACGCCUUCAACCUCAAAAAGGACGAGGUGUGCGUCAACCCCUACCACUACCAGCGGGUGGAGACACCAGUCCUUCCUCCUGUCCUAGUGCCAAGACACACGGAGAUUCUGACUGAGCUGCCUCCUCUGGAUGACUACACCCAUAACAUUCCUGAAAACACCAACUUUCCUGCUGGGAUUGAACCCCCUAACAACUACAUACCAGAGACUCCUCCACCAGGCUACAUCAGUGAGGAUGGAGAGACCAGUGACCAGCAGUUGAAUCAAAGUAUGGACACAGGCUCUCCUGCAGAACUGUCGCCGAGCACGCUCUCACCCGUCAAUCAUGGCAUGGAUCUGCAGCCGGUGACCUAUUCAGAACCUGCCUUCUGGUGCUCCAUAGCCUAUUAUGAGUUGAACCAGCGGGUGGGGGAGACAUUCCAUGCCUCACAGCCCUCCCUCACCGUGGACGGCUUCACAGACCCCUCCAACUCGGAGCGUUUCUGUCUGGGACUCCUGUCCAACGUCAACCGCAAUGCCACUGUGGAGAUGACCCGCAGACACAUAGGCCGAGGAGUCAGGCUGUAUUACAUUGGCGGAGAAGUGUUUGCUGAGUGUCUUAGUGACAGUGCCAUCUUUGUUCAAAGCCCCAACUGUAACCAGAGGUAUGGCUGGCACCCUGCGACCGUCUGCAAAAUCCCCCCAGGCUGUAACCUGAAGAUCUUCAACAACCAGGAGUUUGCUGCCCUCUUGGCCCAGUCAGUGAACCAGGGCUUUGAGGCUGUAUAUCAGCUGACCAGAAUGUGCACCAUUCGCAUGAGCUUUGUCAAAGGCUGGGGUGCUGAGUACAGACGGCAGACUGUGACGAGCACUCCGUGCUGGAUCGAGCUGCACUUGAACGGUCCACUGCAGUGGCUAGACAAGGUUCUGACCCAAAUGGGCUCUCCCACUGUCCGCUGCUCCAGUAUGUCCUAAUCACCAAGACAACGACCCCCACCCUUGAAAAUGACAAAUUCUACAAUCACAACAAAUGACAACUUAGAAGAACAACAGACUUGCUAUAAUCCCCCUCAUAGUACUUGUCUCUCGCUCUCUAUCUCUCUCUUUAUCUCGCUCUCUCAUUCCUGACGUUCUCACUGUUCGGAACUGAACAUGGCACUUGCUGUCACAUCAGCUUCAUGCACCUUUUAAUUCUUUUUUUUUUUUUUUUUUUUUGGUUUUUUCCCUCCUAAAAUCCUCAAUAUUAAAUGUAUUAGUGAUAGAAUUUGAAAUGUAUAUUGAUUUUGAUAUAUAUUUUUUUCUUUUAUUUAAAUGAAGACCAGGGAAGGUGUUUCUGUAAUAGAGAAGUACCAGAAGACAGCUGAUAACUUGGCACAAAUGUUUCAGUAAAGCAUUCCCUCCCCUCGAUGAAGUGACCACACAAACUUUUUGCCGUAAAUAUUUCUUUUUUACUUUUGCUGGCAAAAAGUCAUAUUCUUUAAGCUUGAUGUCAUUGCUGAGACUAUUCAACAAGAUCAAAGUUUUAUUGUACCUAGCCCCUCCAAAUCUUCAAUUCUUGACAGUAUUGCCAAAAGACACCUUAAUCAUUUACAAUGCGCCCAACCACUAUAAAAGAAUGUUGCCUUUGUUUUGAAGUGUGCUGUUGUAUGGCAUGCUUCUUUUUGAAAUAUAACGUGAACAGAUAGGAAUGUUUUAACAAAAAGGAAACCAAGCAAAAACAAAAAGGAAAAAAAAACCUGGACCAAUUUUUUUUUUUUGUCCCCAAUAUCUGUAGAAGCCCGUAUUGCCGCUCCCUGCUGCCGUUUUGUUCAUUAGGUGAAAUGCUCACUAGAUCGCCGUGGAGUGCUUUUGGAGUCUGGUUUCCUUUUCUUAGAAAACGGUUUCUUUUUAAGUAUGAGCAAAAAUAAAAAAAAAAAUGAUCACACAAUCCAAAUCUUUCAAAAAAAAAAAAUUCCAACCUUUUAAGCUUUAAGUGUUAAUAAAGUAGGUUAUUCUUCACAAUCACAAGAUUUUUUUCCUUUAUCUUUCUUUUAGCUACUUUUUGUAUUUUCAUGUAUUUUUAUAUAUAAAUAUAUUUAAAAUCUUUAAUGCUCUCUUCCUUUUUAUUAGAAUUGAAUAUUUUUUUAGAUCAUGCCCUCUUUUUAACGCAACAUGGCUUCAUAAUGAAAUGUCCUAUCAUACGAAAAAAUUGUUAGUAGAACUCUUUCAUGAACAGUAUCUUUAUAUUCUCCUCUGUUUCCAGUUCAAGCUGUUGUCUGAACAUCUUGCCCCUAAUAUUUACCUACCUAUUCAUUUUUUUAAAUAUGCCUCUGGCAUGUUUAGGUUGUUUUUAUUUCUGUUGUGGUUAGGAAAAUCUUUUUCUUUUUUUUCUUUUUUUUUCGGCUUCUGGACAAGACACUUUGCCUGCACUGGAUGCUUUUCCACAACCUAUGGUUCUUCAACGAGGAAAACAUCUACCUAACGUCAAAUGUUGCAGAAACAUGGCAGUGUUCUAUUUGCUUGCAAUUGGGGAAAAAAGACUCUUAAAAACGAUUCGCUUCUUACAAGGAGAUUUGUGCAACUUUAGUGUGUGUGCUCGUUGUACAACUUACUAAUGACUGUGAUCUAGCUGUCUGCCUUUCUUUACUUGUUGUGACAGUGGCAAGAUGUUUGAAAUAUCCAUUCCCCUUCUCCUACCUUUUGUCUCUCUCUUUAGUUUCGUUGAUCUUAUUACACUUGCGAUUGUACUUUAAGUGCAACUAGUAUGGAGAAGACAAAGUGAUCAUGGCCUGUGUGAAACCUGAAGCAGAGGCCAUUAAGACACUGGGAACAUUCUGCUUGCCCUUUUUGACUGGGUGUGGAGAGGAUACCAAAUAGAACUGUUAAGUGGCCCAGACAUAUAUGCAUAUACAGUAUAUGUGUAUAUAUAAUUUUAUUUUACUUUUAUUUUCUUUUUUGGCAAAGCAUUUAACAGUUGGUGAGCUUAUUUUACCAUUAGAGAGAUGUAUUGGUAGGACGUGAACGUUAUCAGGCGAUAAGCUUUUCAGGCGUGUUGCAUAUGCAGACUUCAUAAAUACACUAAUAAAAAGUUUUAAUUCUCAUGAA
This is a messenger RNA of Pygocentrus nattereri (red-bellied piranha), 3865 nucleotides long. It is a transcript of the gene smad2, whose product is annotated as SMAD family member 2. Lineage: Eukaryota; Metazoa; Chordata; Actinopteri; Characiformes; Serrasalmidae. Gene Ontology annotation, cellular component: heteromeric SMAD protein complex. Bases 350 to 1756 code for a protein of 468 amino acids. The transcript is spliced from 12 exons. Gene Ontology annotation, biological process: BMP signaling pathway; SMAD protein signal transduction; regulation of transcription by RNA polymerase II. Gene Ontology annotation, molecular function: I-SMAD binding; DNA-binding transcription factor activity, RNA polymerase II-specific; RNA polymerase II cis-regulatory region sequence-specific DNA binding. The record is from RefSeq and is a predicted model, not a curated record.